Molecule: messenger RNA, 1475 nt
Organism: Hibiscus syriacus
Lineage: Eukaryota; Viridiplantae; Streptophyta; Magnoliopsida; Malvales; Malvaceae
Exons: 12
Coding region: 45-1322 (425 amino acids)
Source: RefSeq, a predicted model, not a curated record
UAGUUUUAUUUUCCAAAAAUAAAAAUAAAAAAUUGGCGGAGCCGAUGGAGAUUUCUUCAUCAGAACCUCUUAAUCCUCACGCUAUGCGCAGCCGAAUAAGUGAGCUCUCAGAGAUUCAUAGUAGCAAUCAAAAUGAAGUUGAGAGUGAAGCUCUCUACUCUGAUUCGGAGAAGUUUCUCAAUGAUUGCAUUUCUCAUCUCGAGAAUAAAGUGAAGCAAAUUACCGAGGAGUAUUCCGAUGUGGGUUUCUUAGGCAUUGAAGAUUUAGAUAAAUAUCUAGCAUACUUGAAAGAGGAGCUUAAUCAAGUGGAGGCAGAAAGUGCUAAGAUUUCUAAUGAAAUCGAGGAUCUAUCAAGAAAUCAUAUUGAAGAAUCAAAUAUACUGGAACACAAUCUUGAAGGCUUGAAAUGUGCAUUGGAUUCUAUUGCAUCUCAGGAGAGAGUAGACGAGGGUCCAUUCUUCGCUUCUUCUAUGAAUGAUGGACAUCAAUCAAAUCUGAUGGAUGCGAAUGAAGAGCAAAAGUUUGAGAUUUUGGAACUAGAAAGUCAGAUUGAGAAGAACAACGCAAUUUUGAAGUCUUUGCAGAAUCUUGAUUCUACAUUCAAAAGAUUAGAUGCCUUAGAACAGAUUGAAGAUGCAUUGGCAGGCUUGAAAGUCAUUGGCUUUGAUGGAAACUGCAUUAGGCUGUCAUUACAGACAUAUAUUCCAAAAGUAGAGGGUGCUUUGUGGCAAACAAUUAUUGAUGAUACUGAUGAGCCAUCUGUAAUGAAUCAUGAAUUGCUGCUAGAGAUAAUGGAUGAUGGGACCAUGGAGGUCAAGAACGUUGAGAUGUUCCCAAAUGAUGUUUACAUAGGCGAUAUACUUGAUGCUGCAAAGUCUUUCAGGCAACUAUCCACUAACUUAGUGGCACCGGAGCGAUGGUCUUCAUUGGAGUGGCUUGUGGGAAAAGUGCAGGAUAGGAUUAUAUUGAGUACUUUGAGAAGAUAUAUCGUGAAGAGUAGAAAUAAAUCAAGGUAUUGUUUUGAGUACAUCGAGAAAGAUGAGACCAUUGCAGCUCAUAUGGUUGGGGGAAUUGAUGCAUUUAUAAAGGUAUCUCAAGGUUGGCCGCUAUCAAAAUCUCCAUUGAAACUGUUAUCUGUCAAGAGCUCAGAUCAUCAUUCAGGGGGAAUUUCAUUGAGCUUGCUUUGCAAGGUCCAGGAAAUGGCUAAUUCCUUGGACAUGAACAUUCGUCAAAGUUUAUCGGCUUUUGCGGAUGCUGUUGAAAAGUUACUUUUAGAACAGAUGCGAUUAGAACUUCGGUCUGACGAUGCCUCCGAUAUGUGACUGUGAUGCAGCCUGUAUAACUUUGUUAGCUCAACUGUCAGUAUCGUAUAUAAUCUUAGAAAUCUGCCGAAUCCAUUAUCAGGAAAUCAUCGGACGCGAUAUUUGCCAGGAUCAAACCCUUCCACAAGAUACAACAUCUCUGGAGAAUGGUUA